This is a messenger RNA of Rhizophagus irregularis DAOM 181602=DAOM 197198, 378 nucleotides long. The record is from RefSeq and is a predicted model, not a curated record. Lineage: Eukaryota; Fungi; Glomeromycota; Glomeromycetes; Glomerales; Glomeraceae.
UUUUCAUCUGUUUUAAUAUCUAAAUGAUUAAUAAUAAAUAUAAAAUCUAUUUUUUUAUUAUAAAAUGGUUUAAACCUUUGUCUUUUUUAAUAUUUUUUCCGCCUCUGUUGAAAAAGAGGUUCUUUUUUUGGGAACGUACUAAUAUUCCUUUUAUCUUUUUAGUGAUUUGGAUAAUGGAUUUUGAAUUUUAGAUCAGGCGGAACUCUAAUAAUUGUAUAUAGGAAGACAAUGAACAAGGAUCAGUUUUAAACAAAAUGCCUUAAAAUUUUAUGUAUUAUAUAAAUUACUUGAUAAUAAAAAAUAAAUUAUAAAGCCUAUAGAUAGAUAUUAUAUUAUUUAUGCAUUAUCUGCAUCAUUCAUAUCGCAUCCCUACAGGUU